Messenger RNA from Drosophila ananassae, 1382 nucleotides. Its product is annotated as protein Daple. The record is from RefSeq and is a predicted model, not a curated record. The transcript is spliced from 5 exons. The coding region runs from base 103 to 957 and encodes 284 amino acids. Lineage: Eukaryota; Metazoa; Arthropoda; Insecta; Diptera; Drosophilidae.
UUUCAUAAAUAUAUUGAUAGCUUAUCUUUAGGGUUUUCAGCAAAAAGAGGUUCUUUGGCCGCUGAGUAAUUGUUACAGAAAACCAAAACAAAUUUCAAUCAAAUGGAGAAACGGAAUACAUCCGCUAUGCAGGUGCUCUAUGCAGAGCUGUCAGCCGCGAAAGCCCGAAGCGCCCAGCUGGAGGAGGAAAACAUUCUGCUGCGCCAUCGCCUCAAUCGAGCCUCUUCCGACCACAGCACAAAUGCGGCCAUAAAUGUGGAGGCCAAAAUCCUGGCCUUCCAAUUGGAAGAGGAACGCGAUCGCCUGGUGGAAACAGUCCAGAAGCACAAGAAGAAAUACAACAAGUUGCACGACGCCUACUUGGAGAAGGUGAAGCGUUGUCGGGCUCUGGAGGAGAUGUUCAAGCGCCAGAAGACGCUCACGGGGCUGGUGAUGAAAUCUGCCUUGGAUCAGCGAAAUGAAGAACAACGUUUGAUGAUUGAGAAGCGACAGUCGGCGCAAAGUGAAUUGAAUGAGGUGGAACAGCUGAAGGCCAAGGUGGAGAAGCUGCAAAGAGCUCUAGAUGAAUCCUAUGAUAUAAUAGACGAAAUGGAUUUCGAAUUGGAGAGCGUGGAUCUGCUGGAGAUGCAAAAUCAGAGCCUCCGUGAAGAGUUGGCUGCCUUGAAGUUGGAAACCGAAGCCUCUGGAGUUUCUUCGGAAAUCGUAGAGGAUGCCCCCCCGAAAUACGAGGAACACGACUCUACUGAGUAUCGAAAGCGACUGAGCUCUUCGAGCAGUGAGUCCAUUCCAAAAGAAGAUGAUUCCGAUGCCCAGACCAUCGAGAGAUUGGCUCUAACUAAUAGUCUCAUUGAAACUGUGGAAACUGAAAGCAACGCCCUCAGAAGAGAACUACUGAGAUCCCGCUGCCAAAGAACCAUACGCGCCAAGCUGGAAGCGGAAGAUCAGGAUCAGGACUAGUUUAGUAAAGAUAAUGCCUCUAUAGUAUAAGCUGAUGAAACCUUUCGUUAAACUUACGCACUGCGGGGACCGCCAAACCCACAACCGUCGAAUCAUAGAACUGCUUAGUGCGUCUGGCUAGUUGGUCGCUGGAACUAACCUAGUUUCGGAGCCAGCUACGCCUAACAAGUGCACAUACCAGAGAUUGCUUUUAAGGUUCGACAAACACGCUCUGCGAUUGCAUUUGCGAUAGACUAACCUGAAUUUGAAUAAUUUUUGGUGCAGAAGGAAACACGUAAUUAAUUAUAAUAUUUUGUUAAUGGCAUCAGGAUUUGGCCUCUGCUGAUCUAUGAAGGUUUCAACCCCUCCGCCUCCUCUACCAGCCUGGUAUUAAUUUUCCAAUCGACACUCCACCGAUCCAUUAAAAAUGACAAUUAUUUUUAUGA